AUGGGCGACCUUCAACCCCCAUACCUGACCAUCCGGACGCUCAGCAGCGGCGGCGACCGGAACAGCCUCACAAGCACCGACUCGGCAUAUGCGUCUGCAAACAGCGAUUUCACUGUGCCGUCGACCACGCACGAUAUCGGCCGCGUCAACUACCACGUCAAGCACCUCGACUCCUUUGCCCGCACACUCGAGGACUCAGCCAGCCGCGCAUUCCCCAACCGCGGGCGCUCUCAUCAACGGUACACCAAGGUCGUCUCCUUGCUGCUGCACUGGAAGUCGGACGACUUGUUUGUCCUCCCCGAGCUGGAGGAUCUAGAGAAGUGCAUGCGCGAGGAAUACGGCUUUGAGACGGACACGUUUCCUAUCCCGUCCGAGAACGCUCAUCUUGAGCUUAUGAUGCGCAUUGGCGCCCUCAUCAAGGACCACGAAGCAACCGACACACUAUUUAUUGUCUACUACGGCGGACACGCGCGCAUCGACGAGUCGAGGCAAAGCACUUGGUGCGCAACACGGAAUCCAAACUCACCCUGGCUGCAGUGGUCAGCCAUCCAGACCCUCCUCGAGCGCUCCGUCUCGGACACGCUGAUCUUGCUCGACUGUUGUGCCGGAGCCGCCAGUGCCACGUUCCCCAACGGGAAGAGCAUCACAGAGACCAUUUCCGCCUCCAGUUGGGACGCCAUCGCCCCGGAUCCGGGCCGGUACUCUUUCACGAACGCGCUCAUCGAGGUGCUCCAGGAGUGGCGUGUGCGUACGUUCUCGGCUGCUAUGCUGCAUGCCGAAGUGCUUGCUCGGUUAAAGCAUCCUCGCCCCAUCACCAUCAACGGCAAGCUCUUCGAAGCUCGCUCCACCCCAGUGCAUUUCAUGAUGACGGCCAACCACAGAGCCCCGAGCAUCGAGAUCAGUCGCAUCCUCCCUCGUAACCGCCAGCUGCCUUCGCCGCCAGCAGAACAAGACUAUGGUCCCUAUCUCCCAGGCCCUUCCGGCGGGCGUGGACCGCUCAGCGAGCCGGUCAGCGACCCGAACGAGGAUGAGCCGCAUGUCAUGAUUUCGUUGGCACUGGAGGACGACCAAAAUCUCGAUCUGAAUGCUUGGGAGCAAUGGCUUUCCAGCUUCCCUGCCCUUGCCAAAUAUGUCAAGGUACAGGGUGUUUUCAAAAGCCACUCUACCCUCCUCCUCCUCUCCGUGCCAGUGAUGGUGUGGGACCUACUUCCUGAGAACCGUGCUUGUUCUUUUGUGGCCUUCAUUCGGUCCAACAACCUCAUUGCCGAGAAGCGAUCCACCACCCCCGAGAGCGUCUCGACCGCAAUACCAGUGCCAGUGCCGACAGACAGUGCUGCGGCAAAGGCACCGGAAAGCGGCAGCAUCAGCAAUGUCGAUGUCUCCAAGGUCGAUGCCGCCGAGACUGUGACCGCCGACGUUGACGCUGAGGACGAGAGCGACGUUGAGAGCAUCGACGGAUACACCAACUCCGUCAUCUCGGGUACCACAUUCACGCCAACAGCGCCUAGUGUCCGUAUGAGCAUUGCGACCACCGCCGUCAGUAUCGGCGACUCAAUCUCCCAGCGUCAAUACCCUCCGCUGCGGCCUCCGCCAGUGACGUCUGCAUCGUCCUCCUUUAUCUCACGACCUGCACCAGGAGGCAUUCAACGCACGCUGUCGCAGGGUUUCGGACACGGUGGGCCUGCCACUCCUUUCGAUCAAACGUCAUCGAUUAGGAGUGUUAGCCCCAGCCAAGUCCGUCCGAGUGAUGGUCCGAAGCUCGCACAACAUAUCGUCGACCGCCUCGAGGAGUAUUUCCAGCAGCAUCCCAAUCCGAGUGUGGGUAUUGCCGAGUUCUUCGCCUCCAACCUCGGGGUUGAAAAGCGGGACAUUGAUCUUUGGUUCCAUCGACGGCGACAACAGGAGUCGAUGACGCAGAACCUGCAAAAUCUGAAGAUGGUUGACCACCCAUCGUUUGACUAUGGCGAUGGAAGCGGCGCCAACAUGAUCCUCCCGGGACAGUUGAACAAGCUGCUUGACAUCUUCCCUCCGAACAAUCUUCUCUUUGUUGAUCUUCGGUCCCCGACAGACUUUGACAAGUCUCACAUCUAUGGAGCCGUCAACUUGCGAACUCCCGUUUCCUUUAUUGAGCAGGGGUUCGACCUCCUCGACAAAGUCUUCACAGACGACCAAAGUCGCAGGAACUUUGUGCGGGCACCGUCGUCCCGGUGCAUCAUCUUCUACGACCGAGUUCUGGAGUUUCCUUGGGAAUGUCCCAUGGCGGACUCUCUGAUCGGUCAACUCCGCACCCACAAGGGCUGGACGGGCGACUACUAUGUCCUCAAGGGCCAUUACCGUGAGUUCUCGGCGUCCUUUGAUAAGUACAUCACGGGCGACAAGAUGUCACAAGCGGCCAAGGACUACGUCGACAGCCUGCGGCAGCGGACGCCCCUCUCGGAAUCCGACAAGGAGCGUACGGAGCAUAGCUACGCCGAGUGGAAGGCACUGGUUGAGCAUGAAAGCCGAAACUCGCUGCCGGACUCGACUGCGCACCUUGACGAGCGGCGGCAAGCCGUUGACCAACACCAGGCUGAGCUCGAAGCGGAGCUUGAACGCCGCAACCCAGUGCUCUACCGGAAAGCGUUGGGCCUGCGGCAGAUGCCUCUGAAAAAGAGCUACUCGACGACGAACAUGCACGGCAUGACGAAGGGUGGCUUCAGUGACAAGUACCUCGAACACAACCUGCGGACGGAGCUCGUCGGCCCUCUGACACGCGGCCUCGAGAAGAUGCACAGCCACGAUCAAAGCUACCUCGGCCACAGCGACUCGCCGCAUCAAGUCACACCAGGCUACGACAAGCUGGGCGAGCUUACAGAAACGUCGUCUCGCCCGUCAGCGUCUGAUGAGUUUGAUGAGAUGGAUCCCCGAGACGAUCUGCUACGGGACGACCCAGGUUUCCAAAAGGCAGGCCGCCAUGCUGGCCUGGGUGGCUCCAGUAACGACGCGGGCGCGGGCAGAGGCGGCUCGAAUGCGGCCGACCUUCCACGCAGCCGUGAGAAGUCGUUCUGGAAGCGCCUGCGUGUCAACAAAUAA
Messenger RNA from Sporothrix brasiliensis 5110, 3072 nucleotides. RefSeq names its product homeobox domain containing protein. The transcript has 3 exons. Gene Ontology annotation, molecular function: DNA binding. NCBI's taxonomy places the organism in Eukaryota, Fungi, Ascomycota, Sordariomycetes, Ophiostomatales, Ophiostomataceae. The record is from RefSeq and is a predicted model, not a curated record. The coding region runs from base 1 to 3072 and encodes 1023 amino acids.